Molecule: messenger RNA, 3551 nt
Organism: Mercenaria mercenaria
Lineage: Eukaryota; Metazoa; Mollusca; Bivalvia; Venerida; Veneridae
Exons: 7
Coding region: 91-1059 (322 amino acids)
Source: RefSeq, a predicted model, not a curated record
AAGUGUUUGAUUAGAAAUAUCAAGCGUUCAAAGAAAAUCGAUUAAUUACUUUUUCAGCAAAUUCAGGUAAAAUAGGCAGUGUCGGUUAAAAUGGAUGCUUCGUCACAGGAAGCAGUGCUGAAGAAAAAGCUUCAGGCAUUCUUGGCUGAAAUGUUGAAACUUGGGACAGUAAAGGGUUUCAAAUACUUUGCAAUGUAUAUGCGAGGUCGAGAGGAAAUGGUUCUUAGUGUUUUGAACCAUCCACAGAGCAUUUCUAGUCCAGUCCACAGUAGAUCUGAUUAUUCUGAAGCAGAGAGGAAAACGUUGUCUAAAUCAGAGAGUUUCAGUUCAAAUAACCUACCAUACGACCAGAGAUCUUUGAUGUUGUCUGUCCGUUCACAGAUGAUUCUCAGCACACAUGGUGUAAAAGAUGUUGGUUUACCUCCAGCCUCACCUAGUGAAGAGGAAUCUUUACCUACUGAUGAAAAAUCAACGUUAUUCCUCAUAGCCGGCUAUGGUCGUUAUAACUGUCCAUACGUGUGGGUGAGAUCAAAUCAUGAAAGACUGGUGAAGCUUACAGGAGAAUCAAGAGAAAAAGAUUGUCCAUUAAAAUUAAAGUCAACUUUAAAGUGGAAAGAUAAUGAUGUGUAUGUAUGGGACAUUAUAGCUGAAUUAGUGAAGUUGUGUACAUAUCCUGCCCCAAGAAACCCUUUCGAAAUAGAUUUUGAUUACUUCUCAAUGCUGCCGUUAUCGGAGAAAGUGUUGGCCACGGCUGCCAUGGUGAACAUACUACAGAAAAUCCUCAUACACACAUCAGAUCAUAAACAAUACGCUGGACCAGUUUUUGAAGAACUACAGCUUAUAACAAAACAUCACUUUGGUAGUUUAGAAAAACUUGUUCAAGAACAAGGCCUUCCAGUCCUGCAGAAGCAACAACAACAACAACAGAGGUCAAGGUCACUGUCUCAAAAUACUGCCUCAAGGUCAAGGACGUCAUCAUAUAAUCAGCCAACCAGCCCAGGGUAUCAGAACACACCUCAGCAGCAAUAUGGAUACAUGCAGACACACGCAAUGUUUUGAAGAAAAGAAUUAUCACGCUAAAACUGGCAAUAUGUAUGGUUGAUAAUUGGCUUAUAGAAAUGAAAGAGGACAUAAUUCUUUGUUACAGGUUACUGGGAUAGGGGGCUAUACUUAAAAGAUCUAUAAAAUAAAAUAGAUUUGGAACUCUCACGAGUUUUUCUUAGAGACAGAUCUCACUAAAUCUUGUGAUAUCCAUAUGAGAUCUUGUUUGUUGAUGAAAACACUUUAUUUCUCACUUCACGUAAAAAGCAUCCAGACAUUGGAUAAAAAGAUCACAGUGAAAGGUGAUUUCAAAAGAAAACAGAUAUGAUCGUGUUGUUUAUAACUUCUGUUGGUAACUGUAUCGGAAGCUGGUUUUACUUUUAUUCUAUGCCGACAGCUAUACCCAUUCAUUUUUAGCUCACCUGAGCACGAAGUGCUGAAGGUGAACUUUUGUGAUCGCCCUGUGUCUGUCGUCUGUCCUUCGUCAACAAUUUGACUGUUAACACUCUAGAGGUCACAAUUUUGACCUAAUCUUAAUGAAACUUGGUCAGAAUGUUACCCUCAAUAAAAUCUUGGAUGACUUCGAUAUUGGGUCAUCUGGGGUUAAAAACUAGGUCAUCAGGUCAAAUCAAAGCAAAAACUUGUUAACACUCUAGAGGUCACAAUUUUGGCCCAAUCUUAAUGAAACUUGGUCAGAAUGUUACCCUUGAUAAAAUCUUGAAUGAGCUCGAUAUUGGGUCAUCUGGGGUCAAAAACUAGGUCACCAGGUCAAAUCAAAGGAAAAGCUUGUUAACACUGCAGAGGCCGCUUUUAUAACUGUUUCUUCAUGAAACUUGGUCAGAAUGUUACUCAUGAUGAUCUCAAAGUCCAGUUUGAAUCUGGGUCAUGUAGGGUCAAAAGCUAGAUCACCAGGUCAGAUCAAAGGAAAAGCUAGUUAACACUCUAGAGGCCACAUUUAUGACCAUAUCUUAAUGAAACUUGGUCAGAAUGUUAAUCUUGAUGAUCUAUAGGUCAUGUUCAAAUCUGGGUCAGGUGGGGUCAAAAACUAGGUCACUAGGACAAAUCAAAGGAAAAGCUUGUUAACACCUAGAGGCCACAUUUAUGACUGUAUCUUCAUGAAACUUAGUCAGAAUGUUAAUCUUGAUGUUCUUUAGGUCAAGUUCGAAUCUGGGUCAUGUGGGGUCAAAAACUAGGUGACCAGGUCAAAACAAAGGAAAAGCUUAACACUUUAGAGGCCACAUUUAUGACCAUAUCUUAAUGAAACUAUCUUCAUGAUCUUUAGGUCAGUAGGUCAGGUGAGCGAUACAGGGCCUUCAUGGCCCUCUUGUUCUUCUUUUUCUUUAAAAAUAUGUCAGUGAUUAUGCCAAAGUCUGAAAGGUAAUUGUUAACCUGACGAUACCAUAAACAAACAAAAAUGCUGGAAGUGUCAAAAAUGAAUGAUUUUGUUUAGAGGUUGAUGGCUGGACUAUAUACACAACCAUGAGGACUACAUGUCAGUGAAAGUGUUGUUUAGUGUUUGAAAACUGCUUAAAGUGUUCAAAAACUGCUUAAAGUGUUCAAACAACUGCUUAAAAUGUAAGAAAGACUGUCGAAUUUUAUGCAACUUGUUUCUACCUAUAAAGUAGAGAGGUUGAGAUUUCAUACAUGUAUUAUGUCUGCUUAUGUGUAGUAAAAUAAGGUUAUUAUAAUAGUAGCAUCAUCUGGGAUGUUGCAUUUUACUUGCAGAUUUUUUUUUUGGGUCACUUUGAGAAAAGGUCUGUUACCGACUGAAUUGGGAAAAAUCCUGCAUUUUUCUCAAUUUGGUAAAUAGGUGGUGUCAUUCUGUUUUUAGCGCAACUAUUUUAAGAAUAGUCUAGCUAUUCUACUCACCCUGGCAUUGCGUCACAUCUUGUUUAAAGUUUUGCAUGCAAGUACAAAUGGCUGUUGUUUAAAGGCAUGUAGAUUUGAAACUUACUUUUAGCUCACCUGAGCCAAAGGCUUAUGGUGAGCUUUUGUGACCGCUCAGUGUAAAGCGCCUUUGAACGUGAAAUUGAUCAUGAAAAGGGCGCUAUAUAAAUCUGGUAUAAUAAUAAUAAUAAUAUAAUAAUGUCCGGUGUCCGUCCUUCAACAUUUCCUAAAAAAAUCUUCUUCUUGAAAACCACUUGGCAGAAUUACACCAAACUUCACAGGAAUGAUCCUUGGAUGGCCCCCUUUCAAAAUUAUUCAAAGAAUUUAAUUCCAUGCAGAACUCUGGUUGCCAUGGCAACCGAAAGGAAAAACUUUAAAAAUCUUCUUGUCCAAAACCACAGGAUUUAGGGCUUUGAUAUCUGGUGUGUAGCAUCAUCUAGUGGUCUUCUACCAAAAUUGUUCAAUUAUCCCCCUAGGGUCAUAUAUGGCCCCGCCCCGGGGAUCACAUGGUUUAUAUAGACUUAUAUAGGGAAAACUUUGAAAACCUUCUUGUACAAAACCACAUGGCCUAGGGCUUUGAUAUUUGGUAUGUAGCAUCAUCUAGUGGUCCUCUACCAAGAUUG